Molecule: messenger RNA, 2872 nt
Organism: Solenopsis invicta (red fire ant)
Lineage: Eukaryota; Metazoa; Arthropoda; Insecta; Hymenoptera; Formicidae
Gene: TM9SF2
Product: transmembrane 9 superfamily member 2
Exons: 15
Coding region: 1-1983 (660 amino acids)
Biological process (GO): protein localization to membrane
Cellular component (GO): membrane
Source: RefSeq, a predicted model, not a curated record
AUGAGGACGACAGCGAUUUUCUGCAUGCUGUACGCGUUCCUGCACGGUGUCGCGGCCUUCUACCUGCCCGGCCUGGCGCCCGUGAAUUAUUGCAAGGCCGGCGAGACCACGUCAACCUGCAAGUCUGACAUUAAACUAUAUGUGAACCGUUUAAACACGGAGAAAUAUGUCAUACCUUAUGAAUAUAGUCACUUCGACUUUUGCACAGUGGAGGAUGGACAGUCCCCAGUUGAGAACUUGGGACAGGUUGUGUUUGGGGAACGUAUACGCCCAUCUCCAUAUAAGUUGAACUUCAUGAAAGAUGUCAAGUGUGCUACUGUUUGUAUAAAACAGUACACAGGAGGUGACGAAUAUUCAGAGAAGAAAUUACAAUUAUUGAGAAAAGGAAUAGCAGUCAAUUAUCAACAUCAUUGGAUAGUUGAUAAUAUGCCUGUGACAUGGUGUUAUCAGCUUGAGGAUGAGCGACAAUAUUGUAGCACCGGCUUCCCUAUGGGUUGUUAUUCAAAAGAAUCUAGAUCUCUGCAAGAUACUUGUACUAUUCAUGGUCCGUACAACAAACCAAAAACUUUUUAUCUGUUCAAUCAUGUGAAUCUUACUAUAACUUAUCACAGUGGUGCUUCAGAAGAAUGGGGAUCAUCUUUUAAGGAAAAUGGUGGUCGUAUCAUAUCUGUAAAAGUAGUGCCUCACAGUAUUAAGCAUACUGGUCCAGUUGAUUGUGAAAGUCAAAUACCAUUAGAGAUACCAAUCAAUGAGCUCUCGGCUGGACAAACGUUCCAAGUGACAUAUACAUAUUCUGUUAAAUUUGUAAAAAAUAACACAAUCAAAUGGUCAUCCAGAUGGGAUUACAUCUUGGAAUCAAUGCCACAUUCGAAUAUACAGUGGUUUAGUAUUCUUAACUCGCUAAUAAUCGUAUUAUUCCUCUCUGGGAUGGUAGCUAUGAUAAUGCUUCGCACUCUGCACAAAGACAUCGCACGUUAUAACCAGGCCUACUUCCAGAUAGAAUCAGGAGAAGAUGCACAAGAAGAGUUCGGAUGGAAAUUGGUACACGGUGAUGUGUUCCGUCCUCCGCGUAAAGGCAUGUUGCUUUCAGUCCUACUGGGAUCCGGUGUUCAAGUGUUUUUCAUGACGUUAGUUACACUAGCGUUCGCUUGUCUGGGUUUUCUUUCGCCUGCUAAUAGAGGCGCACUAAUGACUUGCGCGAUGGUGUUGUACGUUUGUCUAGGAACCACUGCGGGAUACGUUGCUGCUAGAAUAUAUAAAAGUUUUGGUGGAGAAAAAUGGAAGUCCAACGUGUUACUCACAUCUAUGCUUAGUCCUGGGCUUGUGUUCAGUUUAUUCUUCAUAAUGAAUCUGAUAUUUUGGGUGAAUGGAAGCUCGGCUGCAGUACCUUUUAGUACUUUAAUCGCGCUUCUGGCAUUGUGGUUUGGAGUGUCUGUACCAUUAACGUUUAUCGGCGCUUACUUUGGCUUUAAGAAAAGGGCUUUGGAACAUCCAGUACGAACAAAUCAGAUUCCACGGCAAAUACCAGAACAGAAUUUCUAUACGCAACCAAUACCCGGAGUUAUUAUGGGUGGUGUUUUACCAUUCGGUUGCAUAUUUAUACAAUUAUUUUUCAUACUUAAUUCCCUUUGGUCGAGCCAAGUGUACUACAUGUUCGGAUUUCUCUUCUUAGUAUUUCUCAUACUCGUUAUCACAUGUUCUGAAACGACAAUUUUGCUUUGCUAUUUCCAUCUUUGCGCUGAGGAUUAUCACUGGUGGUGGCGCAGUUUUCUCACAUCCGGCUUUACUGCUGUUUAUUUGUUAAUUUAUUGUAUACAUUUCUUCGUCACUAAGUUAGAUAUUGAAGGUGCCACCUCUACGUUCCUGUACUUCGGAUAUACGUUUAUUAUGGUCUACUUAUUCUUCCUUUUGACAGGUUCCAUCGGUUUCUUUGCCUGUUUUUGGUUUGUGCGCAAGAUUUAUAGUGUUGUGAAGGUCGAUUAAAUAAAACUGAUAAUGAAGACAAUGCUUGUAUGAUGAAUGUGGUAUGAUGAGUGAAACUGAGAUCGCAAUGAGAAUGAGCGAUAGUCGAUAUUAUGUAAACCGCGUUAAAAGAAAAAGGAGGAAAAAUCCAUAACGAUAAUGAUGAACAAAUAAUAGCGCAUUUUUCGCGUCGUGAUUGUUGAGAUACAUCGUUGCAAGUAUCGUCAUAAAUGAUAAGUAGUUUAUUUUAAUAACGCGAAAAAGGUUUACAAUUUUCAGAACGCCGAUGUCGAUAUCGUUAUCGACAUUCUUUAAGAAUUAUUUUCUUGAAUAAGCGUCUAACAUACAUCGUGAAUAUUUAUUGAUGUAUGUUUUAGAUGGCUAAAAAUUCGCAUAAUCUUAUUUUAUUUUUUCCUUUGCUCUCAAAAUGUUUGACCUAUGUCGCAAAAGCGUUAUGCGACGUGCAACCGCGAUAUGUUUCGGAUUUAGCAUUUCAGAUUAAAUCUUCGAUGUCUCACAUGAAAUCGAUUCUGGUCAGAUAACUCUUUAUUUAUUCAUAAUAUUCGUUUAUUAUUGUGAAAGAAAUUUUUAAUAAAAACAAAAAUAGAUGUGCGCGCAUAACAACAUAGAAGUACAAUUUGGUUUUUGAUUACGAAAUGCACGUAUUAUCGUGUUUUUUAAAUUAUAAAUUAAAUACAUAAGUAAUAAAAAUGUACAAACUGAGAACUAUAACUUGACUAUUAAAUUUUGUCUCUUCUUUUUCACUGUCUACCAAAUAAAUAACAGCGUAAUCGUGACAUGUUUAACAGUCAAUAUGCACAUAUUCUGUACUCAGAUUUUGUAAAUUAAAGUACCUACAAUGUUAGUGUUGAUAAUGUUAUUAUUGAUACAAAUAAAAUUAUCAAAUUUA